Hibiscus syriacus is the source of this 1097-nucleotide messenger RNA. RefSeq names its product ras-related protein RABE1c. Gene Ontology annotation, cellular component: plasma membrane. Bases 115 to 768 code for a protein of 217 amino acids. The record is from RefSeq and is a predicted model, not a curated record. NCBI's taxonomy places the organism in Eukaryota, Viridiplantae, Streptophyta, Magnoliopsida, Malvales, Malvaceae. Gene Ontology annotation, biological process: regulation of exocytosis; protein secretion. The transcript has 9 exons. Gene Ontology annotation, molecular function: GTPase activity; GTP binding.
UCGGCGCAUCCAAGAAAAGUAAAAGAAAGUCGAAAAAAGAGAAGCAAGGAAAGCGGACGCUGCGCAUUUUAGCAACCCACUUUCCUCGAAGAAUAUCUAUUUUGCGGGUUUUCAAUGGCUGCUCCACCAGCAAGAGCUAGAGCUGAUUACGAUUACCUCGUAAAGCUUCUAUUGAUCGGCGACAGUGGUGUCGGUAAGAGUUGCCUACUUUUACGAUUCUCAGAUGGUUCCUUUACAACCAGCUUUAUCACCACCAUUGGUAUUGAUUUUAAGAUAAGAACCAUUGAGCUUGAUGGUAAACGAAUUAAGCUCCAAAUUUGGGAUACAGCUGGGCAGGAGCGGUUUCGGACAAUCACAACUGCUUAUUAUCGUGGAGCCAUGGGCAUCUUGCUAGUCUAUGAUGUCACUGAUGAAUCCUCCUUCAACAAUAUUAGGAAUUGGAUUCGCAACAUUGAACAGCAUGCAUCAGAUAAUGUUAACAAGAUAUUGGUCGGGAACAAGGCUGAUAUGGAUGAAAGCAAAAGGGCUGUGCCGACCUCCAGGGGACAAGCGCUUGCUGACGAAUAUGGAAUCAAAUUUUUCGAAACAAGUGCAAAGACAAAUCUGAACGUGGAGGAAGUUUUCUUUUCAAUAGCCAGGGACAUAAAGCAAAGACUCGUGGAUACUGACUCAAAGGCUGAGCCUUCAACGAUCAAGAUCAAUAAACCUGACCAGGCAGCUGGGGCUGGUCAAGCUGCACAAGGAUCAGCUUGCUGUGGUUCAACCUAAGGGGAUCGAACUUGGUUCAAAUCCGGUGCCUCCGGUGGGGCACAUAUUGGAUGUUAAACUUUGAUAGAAAAUGGAGGAAAAAAGAGAAAAGGGAAAACUAAUUGUGUAUUGACUGGAUGAUGAGUGCAUGUAUUUUCUUAUUGUCAUUCUUUAUAACUUUGUUAUAGGGUGUGAAUGUAAUGUUUUCAUAAUUGGAUCCUUUGUGUAAUGGGACGAACAUACCUUGUUUUUCUUCCCUUUUCUUGGCUCCUUCAUAUCGGAAGCCAGGGUUCUGACUGCUUGCAAGACUAGUUCAUUUUGUUGAUGCAACAACAACCUUACCUGUGAUU